AUGCCUGCUAAGCAGCAAGCGAAGAGCUCAAAGAAAGAUCCCAAGGCUUCAAAGCCAAAGAAGGACGGUGCUGGCAAAGCCAAGAAGAAGAAGUGGUCUAAGGGAAAGGUACGGGACAAGUUGAACAAUGCUUGCUUGUUCGACAAAGCUACCUAUGACAAAUUCGUUAAGGAGAUCCCUCAAAGUCGCUUAAUCACUCCAUCCUCUGUAUCAGAACGUAUGAAGAUCCGUGUUUCGCUAGCCCGUGCUGGCCUUCAGGAAUUAGUGAAACAAGGAGUUCUUCGUCAAAUUUCAAGCCAUCACGCUCAGCAAAUUUAUGUAGCGCAAAGAUAUUGCGUUGAAACACCGGAUCUAUUUUUGGUUCCUUACGAGGUAGGACAUGUGCCCAAAUACCAUGUGUGGAUGGAAUGGGAGGAGCUACUUAAGCUAACAGCUUCUGAGCCACUUACAUUGAAAGAGGAAUAUGAGCAACAGCAGAAUUGGCUGGUAAAGGAUGAUCGCGUAACAUUUAUCAUUUUGGAAAAAUCCAAAUUACCCAGGCAUGAUUCGUCUGGCCUUAAACCGAUUAGUGAACUUGAAUUUCCCUCACUUAAGUCUUCUUUAAGCGAAUAUCCAGUUAGUAAUGUGUGCGACGCUGAAGUGAAUGCGAUGAUUGGCGAUGUUAAUUUCUAUCUAAUCCCUGAUCUUAAUUCAGAUGCCGAGAAUGUAUUUGAAGGGGAAUUAUCGGUGAUGAUUGCUGAACCUUCUUCACGGGGUAAAGGGCUGGCUGCCCAAGCUUUAGGUGGUGUUCUUUUCUAUGUUGAACACCUUUUUCCCCACCACGUGACGGGUGUUGUAGCAAAGAUCUCUUUGGAUAAUGAAAUUAGUUUGAGGUUCUUUGAGAAUAAACUCGGUUUUGUUGUCAGAAAGAGAAACACUUGUUUUAAUGAAGUUGAAUUAGUUUGCCCAUUAUCGGAAACAGGAGGUUCUGCGGUCGUUCAAGCUGCUGAGAAGGUGAUUGCUCCAUUACGAAACUCCGGAAUAGAGUGGAUAUUUCGAAUAUACAAUAUCUGUCAAUUUAGGUCAUGCUUAUUUACCUAA
Messenger RNA from Rodentolepis nana, 1080 nucleotides. Lineage: Eukaryota; Metazoa; Platyhelminthes; Cestoda; Cyclophyllidea; Hymenolepididae. The record is from the annotation of a GenBank genome assembly.